AUGAAACCACUAUGGUUCUUACUCUUUAUCCUCUUCCCCAUUCUCGCUACCAACAACAUUCUAGCCACUUCCCAAUCACCUUCAUCACCCCAAACACCGUUAAGAAAGCCUGAUAACGAGACCAUUUACAGGAUCUCUAAGCAACUUUGUUGGGGCUGCAUAGGAGAGUCACUACAAUUCUUGUUUGCACAUAAUUUAGUUAGGGCAGCCAAAUGGGAGCUACCCUUAACAUGGGACUUUCAGCUUGAAAAUUAUGCAAGAUGGUGGGCUGGCAUAAGAAAAGCAGACUGCAAAUUGCAACAUUCGUUUCCCGAAAAUGAUUUCAAGCUAGGAGAGAAUAUAUAUUGGGGGAGUGGCUCAACAUGGACACCCACCGAUGCAGUGAGUGCAUGGGCUGGUGAAGAGAAGUACUAUAAUUAUGCUCAAAACACAUGCCAGGAAAAUCAAAUGUGUGGACACUAUACACAAAUUGUGUGGAAGACAACAAGGAGAAUUGGGUGCGCUCGUGUUGUUUGUGAUGAUGGGGAUGUGUUUAUGACUUGUAAUUAUGAUCCUGUUGGUAAUUAUGUUGGUGAAAGGCCAUAUUAA
Molecule: messenger RNA, 588 nt
Organism: Dovyalis caffra
Lineage: Eukaryota; Viridiplantae; Streptophyta; Magnoliopsida; Malpighiales; Salicaceae
Source: the annotation of a GenBank genome assembly